Molecule: messenger RNA, 2585 nt
Organism: Oldenlandia corymbosa var. corymbosa
Lineage: Eukaryota; Viridiplantae; Streptophyta; Magnoliopsida; Gentianales; Rubiaceae
Source: the annotation of a GenBank genome assembly
AGGGUUGAUUGUGAAAAGACUACGGGCCAUGUGUUUAACUAAUUUUCUUUGACCGAAUUUGUUUUGGCGCACAGAAAUUCCCGACUUGACAGUCUUCACUCCUCGCCCUCCUUCACUCAGCUUAACAGUCCGCCGUCGCCGACGGUCCGCCGCCACGGGCUCCAUUAACGCCGCCAUCAAUAUACUCCUGCAAUCUCUACCUGUUCUCUUCCUCUCUGGCUCUUGGUUUUCCACUUCGAAGUCGAAAGUAUGAGUUAGGGCCUCUCCGCCAGCCCUCCUUCUAUCGGUGCUUGGUAAUUUCUCGAAUCCACAUAUGAUUUGUGAAAUCUGCGAGCUUAUAAUUAGGUAUUUUUAUUGAGCCAUUCAAAUGAGCCGCUGAAAACGGCUUAAAAAUUGCCCUAACGAUUCGUUUUUGAACUCUUAACAGUAAGGCUGUUGGGUAAAUGUAUAGCUUCUUUUAGGAAUUCAGAUGCGGAACUUGUUAAUGCAUGAAUUCUACAAACAAAUUCCUCACUUUGGCCCAGAAAGUUCCCUUCUUUGUUGUUGAAGGAGCACAUUUAGUAUUAACGAUGGAUUAAAGUGAAAAAUAAUGUAUCUGAAUGUGAAAAUGUUCAUCUUUUAUUUUUUUAAUACAUAAGCUUUCUGUUACUUUAUGUUUUUGGGCAAGCUCUCAUUGAAAUUAUUUGUGAUGGCCAUUCCAGAUAAUUUUGUUUGAGGUCUGCUGCAAGUGAGAUCUUUCAAUCCACAAGCAAUGAACCCGGCUAGUAGUUCAAAUUCCCGUGGUGUAAACCAUUUCUAUCCAGUACAAAACCCUCAAGGCUUAAAUCACCCAGCUGCAAUGAACCAACUGAACAAUGUGAACAAUGGUCUGGGGAUGCCACAAAAUUUUCCUUUCCAUUCCAUGGGUCCUCAUUUUGUGAAUCAGAACCCUUAUUUGGGCUUCCCUAAUCAAAUAGAUGCCAACCAGCUUUUCCAGCUCCAAAUGUUUAACCUGAACAACCAAGUUUUGCCUGGAAAUCUUAAUAUUCCUCAAAAUGUCGCCUUUACUGCGGAUAAGCAGCCUCCGAAUAUUAUUAUCCCUCAAAAUGUUCCCUUUUGUGGAAAUAUUCAGCCUGUCAACCUCAGUCUUCCUCAAAGUGUUGGUUUCCAUAUGAAUCCUCUACCUGCAAAUUUUAAUAUUCCACAAAAUGCUUCCUUUGCGGGGAAUGGUCAGAUGGGGUUUGUUGAUCCCAGGGGAAUUGCACAUGCACAAAACAGGGGAAGUAUGAUUGCAUCCAAUGGGACCCCUGUUAAUGCCCAACAAAUGCUUGGAAGCUCCAGUUUAGGGCAGGGGAUUGGACCAGCUCCACCAUCGCAGAAUCAAACAAAUUUCCACGCGCAGCCUGCAAAGUUUCAGGGGAGUCAGAGAAAUGCAAUGGGAAAAAAUGCGAAGAAUAAUGGAAAACCUGCUCACAACAAGAACCAUAAAUCGAUUUCCAAGCAUGAUGCAUCAGGGAGUCGAACUAUGAAGCCACGGUUUCAGAAAAUGCACAACUCUAAAGGAAACUUCAGAUCUCCUAAUGUGCAGACAAGAAAAGGAAACGGCAAUGGCGGAGCAAGACAAAGUUCUGUGGUAAAUUCUGCAAUACCAGAUCAAGUUGAAGAAAAGAGAAUUGUGACAUUAAACUACACUGAUAAAGAAAUCGAACAGUGGCGUGAAGAACGGCGUAAACAUUAUCCAUCAAAAGCAAACAUAGAGAAGAAAUUAAUGGAGAAGAUGACAAAGCCGGAGGUCUUUGAUAAAGUUGCCCAAUUGCGGCGUCAGCAACUGAAGGAGGUUCUGGCAAAGCAGGCUGAAUUAGGAUGUGAAGUAGCUGAAAUACCAUCGUAUUAUCUAUCGAAUCCGGAUCAACCAGUGCAUGAAAAGAAAAGUGGUGGAAAGGCAUUUAGCAAGAAAGAAAAUUUCCAGAACCGGUUCAAGAAAAGAGGAAUAGUUGAUAAGAAACCCUCUUUCCCUAACAAGAAAGAUUUCUCAAACCAUCAUGCAUCUGAUGGAAAUGACUCGGAUGAUUCUGGUCCCAAAAUGAAGCGGCCGAAAAAUGACAAUGCUCAACAUCCAACGAGGAAAUCGGAGCCUACACUAUUGCAGAAGCUUCUAAGUGCAGACAUUAAGAGGGAUCAACACCAUCUUCUCCAAGCUUGUAGAUUCAUGGUUUUGAACUCUUUCUUCAAAGGUUGGCCCGAAAAAGAACUGAAAUUCCCUCAAGUCAUCAUUAAGGAGACUGAAAUACCAAAUGGUUUAGAUUUGGAGGAAUGUUCUAGUGAAAAAUAUAGUCCAGUUUUAGGGAAAAUAGAACAGCCUGUUGGCAACAACGAUGAUUAUGACAAUAACAGCAGCCUUGUUCAAGAAAUAGGAAGUGGAGAACCUCAAGACGAGGAAGGAGAAAUAAUUGACUAGUUUCUUCUGCUGAUAUGUAGUAUGUACCAAUAACUCUAAUUUUAUUUUAGUUUGUAUAAAUUGUUGGAUUACCUCUCAGACCUAUUCCAUUUUUGACCCGGAAUUUGAGAUGCAAUGACACUAAAAAACGUCCCGAAUAUUGUUAAAC